GCACGCGCGUGUGUGUGUGUGUGUGUGUGUGAGAGAGAGAGAGAGAGAUGCGGAGGAGGUCAAACACGGGGCAAGGCACGUGCACACGGUAGAAGGCGGAAAGACCCUGGUGGGCGGUCGACACGGCAAUGGCCAGAGUCUGUACGGAACCAAUACGCCCCUGCUGUUUUCCCUUUUCUUUUCCAGCCUACCCGCCACGUUCCGUACUACCGAAAAGAUGAGAGGCCUUCCUGGCGGCCACGGACAAAAAGAAGUCCGUGCGUGAGGCCAUGCGGGCCCACAAAAUUUUUGGAGGCCGCCACCAGUCCGACCCUGCCCCGAUCUUCCAUUUUGUUGCUUGUGGCAACAAGUGUUUUUGCUGCAUGGCUGGGGCCGUGUACUUGUGCUUCAAAGCUAACACCAACGUCAAUCAUAAUUCUGCUAGUGCUACCGGACAGGCUCCCUUGCUUGCCUUACCACCCACGAAUGCUGUCCCUCCGCCUCCACCUCCCCCUCCCCCACCUUCUACUCACACUUCUAUGGCAGCGGCCACUGACGACCAGUACUUGCGGUCAGUACGGCAAAGGUAGUGGUUGGUACAAUACCAACCAAUGGGUUGCAGCCUUGGAAGACACGGUAUCUCUUAUGAAAGCAUGGUAUGAUGAAGCUAUGGUCAAGGCAGCGCUGAAGAAACAAGAAGAAGAGAAGUUGAAGAAAGAGAAGGAAGAAGAGGAUCGGCGUUUGAAGGAGAAGAAGGAUAGAGAGGCCUUUCAGAAAGAAAUGAACCAUGCGAUGAAUGCUCGGUUGGAGUCUGUUUGUGAUGCUUUUCGAGGACAGAAGAAGAACGCUGAAGUCGACGUACAGAAGAUCGAAGCGUUAGGGAAAGAGAUUCAAGGUUUGAAGGUCGCACAUAGUACGAUGGCCAGGAACGAUGGCACCUCCACUAGUAGGAUGGGCGUACAGGACGAUGCGUUGCUUGCUCGGAUACUGCAAGAACGCGAGGAAACGAAGGCUAAAAUGGAGGUGGCGACGGUGGCCAACAAGAGGGCAGAAUCUCUCGAAGAAGCUUUAAGGUUGUUGAAGCAGCAGCACGAAGACGCCUUGCUCGAGGCUGAAAACUGGAAGAAAGAAGCCUUGCAGACCGGCAAUAAGUGGAGCAGAUUGGCGACGUCCCCAUCUUCAACACUGAAGAGAUCCUCUUCAACACUGAAGAUUCCACAUGCUGCCACGCCAUGAAAGACGCCUGCAGAACGUGCAGUGGAUCCUUCUCAGUUGGUGCAUUUACACACGCUAGAGGUCAAUGCUCUGAAGGAGCUUCGGCUGCAAGAAUUGAAUCGAUGACGUGAAAUGGAGCAAGAGAACGCCAGACUCAAAGAAGAGUUGGCUAAGUUGAGUGCGGGUAGAUCUGUUCCGAAAUCUGCUUUUCAGAGAAGUUGGACGAUGCAGAUGGAUCGGUUGAAAAAACAGGAAGAGGAAAGAAGAAAUCUAGUGACGGAGAAGAAGGUGUCCAAUUGACUGAGUGAGAAGUGUUUAUCAAAGAUGCGAGGAAGGAGUUGGGGACCAAGUGUAAAGACGAGUUAAUCGGGAUUUGUAUGAAGGAAGGCAUGAAGUACAGUACUAUUCCAAAGACGAUCAUGGAUAUGAUCGAUAAGCGGGUUGAAAGAGCUUUCGGGAAGAUGGCGGAAGUUCACGAUACUCCGAGGAUGUAUGCGAACCCAACGGUAGGGAGGAUUCGAGGAAUUCAGUUGAUUCGUAGAAUCUCUCCCGAGCACGGCUUCCCUUUGGUCAUUAGCUAAUGAUUGUGCAAAUUCCCGUUCUUCUUCACCUUGCAGGUUGAGAUGUAAGGAGGUUGAUGGUCUUUUUCGAUUGGUAGUUGUUCUGCUAAUUUUUUAUGGUUUGCUUCUCUGGGCUUCAAAACUUUCCGCCGGUUUCAAUGAGUGGUUGCUGUCUGGACAGAGGGUUAAAGGAUCGUUGGUCUACGUGUUGGUUUCGCCCUGGUUUCAUCAUCUCUAUGUUGGUAGUACCAGCCAGGUUCUAGGUACACGAAGGUUGGAGCACGUAUAUAGAGUGUGUAAUGAGUCGGUAGUUGGGAAUGGUAGGAGGAAUGAAUGUUUGUAUUGCUAACUUCGACGAUGUGGAACGGGUAACUAUGUGGCAAUUCCUUUGUGUGUAUGUCCUGCUGAAGAUUUGGCUGAUACUGGACGAUUUUUCAUCCAUCUUUUCUCACCGGCCCUCACUUCCAAGGAUAAGCCUCGUAAGACACGGCGACGUCGACUAGGUAAGCGGGAAAGAUUACGAUGAAAGACGAAAGAGAAAGUUAUGACGAAUGAACCAGUCACCUCUGUUAUCUCCUUGAUUUCUUUCCAUGCAUCUUGUGGGAUUGUGUCCUUGAGCCUUCCGGGGAUCUUAAAUCAUUGUCGUGAUCAAUCAAUUGAUCAAGUUUCC
Messenger RNA from Chara braunii, 2424 nucleotides. Lineage: Eukaryota; Viridiplantae; Streptophyta; Charophyceae; Charales; Characeae. The record is from the annotation of a GenBank genome assembly.